Molecule: messenger RNA, 602 nt
Organism: Exophiala mesophila
Lineage: Eukaryota; Fungi; Ascomycota; Eurotiomycetes; Chaetothyriales; Herpotrichiellaceae
Exons: 2
Coding region: 140-496 (118 amino acids)
Source: RefSeq, a predicted model, not a curated record
CUCUCGUCCACCUCUCCCUCUCUUCUUCUCUCCUCUUGAACUUCUCCAGCCUCCGUAUUCACAAGGACCAGAGCUCUUCCCCCAAGCCCUGUUAUACCUCAGCCUUUUAAGAUCCUUGAUACCUCUCCUCGCCACAGACAUGUCUACCCCAGCUUUCAAAUUCUUCCCAAAGACUCAGUCCGAGUUCAAACCUCCCUUGAUUGCCAAUGAGAAUGCUUUCCUCGGCGACGUCUUCACCACCGACGACAGUGAAAAGCCCAUGAGCGCUGGAAUCUACAGAUUAGAAAAAGGCACUCCUCUGGUUUACACUUACACCUACCACGAGACCAAGAUCAUUCUUGAAGGUGAAUUCGACAUCACCGACGAGACUGGCCAGACUGUCCAUGCCGUUGCGGGCGAUGUCUUCUACUUCCCCAAGGGCAGUGUCAUCACCUUCACCACCAACAGCUAUGGCCUCGCCUUCUACACCGGCCAACGUGCUCAAGGAGCUGCCUAGGCUUGACACCAUCAAUGAGCUUUUACAAGUCGAAUCGUUCAGCGUUCAAGAUAGGAUUCACAUGUAGUUCUUCAAAUCCCAAUACUAUCACCCGAGUACACUCCUA